CCCUAUGACUGUGCGAAAAGGAAAACGUUUAGGCAUCUCCAUCCAGGAGCACAUGGCCAUCGACGUGUGCCCGGGUCCAAUCCGCCCCAUCCGCCAAAUCUCUGCCUACUUCCCUCGCCUUUCGCCCACUUCCUCCUUCUCCGAGCCACUUUCGCCCAAUCAGCUGGCAGCUCCUACCGCACUCAGCCCUGGCACCGCCAAAGGAGGAAGAGGAGGAGGGAGCAGCAGCCUAUUGUCACCGCUGUUACCAGGGGCGGCGGGCGGAGGGGGCUCACUGUCAGCCAUGAGCAGCAUGGACACCUCCAUCGAGAUCGACAGCUGUGACAGCGAUGAUAACACCUCCUUGGGGACGUUAGAGUUUGACCUCCUGUACGAGAGAGCCACCAGCUCCUUACACUGCACAGUCAUGAAAGCAAAGGGUCUGAAACCGAUGGAUUUCAACGGUUUGGCUGAUCCUUAUGUCAAGCUUCAUCUGCUGCCGGGAGCCUGCAAGGCCAAUAAACUGAAAACCAAGACGGUUCGCAACACGCUGAACCCUGUGUGGAACGAGACGCUCACCUACUGUGGAAUCACAGAGGAAGACAUGUACCGCAAAACACUCCGGGUGUCGGUGUGCGACGAAGACAAGCUGACACAUAAUGAGUUCAUCGGGGAGUCGCGGGUGGCCCUGCGUCGCGUGAAGCCUGACCAGACUAAACACUUCAACAUCUGUCUGGAGCAUCCACCCCCUCUGCCUUCACCGACUGCGAUGAGCACAGCUCUUAGAGGGAUCUCCUGCUACCUGAGAGAGUGGGAGACCGAGCAGCAGAGAAGUCUAGAGGAGAGAGGCCGUUUGCUGCUCUGCCUGCAGUACUUCCCCCCGGCCAGUGAUGGCGACGUGAAGGGCGAGGCCAAGGAGAGGGCUCGUGGCGGGCUGUGUGUGGGCGUCAAACGCUGCGCCCACCUGGCAGCCAUGGACGUCAACGGAUACUCAGACCCCUAUGUCAAAACGUACCUCAAGCCAGACGUCCAGAAGAAAUCCAAGCACAAAACAGCAGUGAUAAAAAAGACUCUCAACCCGGAGUUUAAUGAGGAGUUCUUCUAUGAAAUCACAUUCUCAGAGUUGGCCACCAAGACACUGGAGGUCACAGUGUGGGACUACGACCUGGGAAAGUCCAAUGACUUCAUAGGCGGUGUAUCCUUAGGGUGUCACUCACAAGGAGAAACUCUGCAGCACUGGAUAGACUGUCUGAAGAACAAGGGCACGAAGGUGGAGCGCUGGCACACGCUGACCAACGAGCUGCCUGGAUCCACACUGCAGGAAUGAACUGAUCCUCUUCCACUGCACUCACACCGGAGAGACUGCCUGGCAAGAGACAUCUCAUCGCAUGCUCUGAAGAUUUUCUGCAUGACUAUGAGGGAUUCAUAUCCUCCUUACUUUGUGUCAUAAGUGAGAUCAUAAUUCAUUCCACAGGGGGUCAAACUCAGAGAUCAAUAUUCAGAUCUAAAUAGACCUGAUGCAAAUCUAGGGAAACCGUCCACAACGCAAAGCAUGAGAAUUUUCAUAAUCAUAUUCAUAGGAAUCGGCCCCUUUUGUGCAUUCAAUGUCAAUCUAAAUGCCCCUCGGUGCUCAUCCAAUCUGGUCAGAUCUCAAUCUACAAGACAAAUUUAAAUCGUGCAAGAAAAUUAAAUGAGGGACAAAUCUGAAUUCUGCAGUUCAACUCACAUGCCAGGUCUAUUUGCUGUUUUUACGGCCUGUCAUUUAUUAUUAUUAUUAUUAAUAACUGCUGACAUCAAAACGCCACCAUUAGGACCAUCCAUCUCACAGCACACAUACCUCUCCCUUGCAAUAAUGUUUUGCCUAAUGCUUCCGAAGACCUGGUCUUAAUUCUAUCGUACAUUUUGUAUUGCCAUGGGAUUGCCUGCAGAAAACAGGAGAGACAACUGGUUCUUCUAUGUCGAUGGCUCGUGUCAGUUAUUUGCAUGUUUGGUGUUGAUGGAACAAAUAUGUGCCAGGCUCUGCUGCAGGAUGUUCAUCAUUGUGUUGUUCUCAAUUCUCCUGAGGUGUGUUGCUC
Molecule: messenger RNA, 2054 nt
Organism: Anoplopoma fimbria (sablefish)
Lineage: Eukaryota; Metazoa; Chordata; Actinopteri; Perciformes; Anoplopomatidae
Product: double C2-like domain-containing protein alpha
Exons: 10
Coding region: 5-1306 (433 amino acids)
Source: RefSeq, a predicted model, not a curated record